AUGACAACUUUUGAUUUUUCCGACGUGGAGGCAUUUUUGGAUUGCCAUCCGGAGCUUUUCGAGGAAUAUCUCGUCAGGAAGGGAAAAUGUGACACCCUGCGCAGGUGGCUCAAAGAGCAUCAGCCGUCCAAAACCUCUCCUGCGGAGGAAAAACGCGGGGUCGUAAGGGAUCCCUUCUGGCCCACGAACCCCGACGGACUGAGGCGCAGAUCGUCCCACAUGGAGCUCCGCAGGAACUUCGCCCGCUCCAAAGCGAUGACUGCGCACCGGACCUACGACGAGCACGUCAGUCUCACGGCUCACGAGUCCCAGUCGAGUAUGCGACGGCGCGCGCUGCUGCGGAAAGCCAGUUCGUUACCGCCGACUACGGCGCACAUCUUGAGUGCGCUGCUCGAGUCCCGGGUGAACGUGCCUCAGUAUGCCUCCAGCGCCAUUGACUACAAAUACAGACUCAAAGAGUCCAACGAGAGGGAGUUCUUCCUCGAGCUGGUUAAGGACAUUUCAAACGAACUUGACAUGACGAACCUCAGCUACAAGAUUCUUAUCAAUGUGUGCAUCAUGGUGAACGCAGACAGGUGUUCGCUUUUCCUAGUGGAGGGACCGUCUCAUAAGAGGACGCUGGUGUCCAAGUUUUUUGAUGUGCACUCGGGUACGACGGUGCGACCCUCUUCUAGCACUCUGGACUCAAACGAGGUGCAGGUUCCGUGGGGAAAAGGCAUCAUAGGUUAUGUAGCAGAACACGGAGAAACCGUCAACAUCCCGAACGCAUACGAGGACCAUCGGUUCAGUGAUGAAAUCGACAAGCUGACGGGCUAUAAGACUCAGUCCAUUCUGUGCAUGGCCAUCCGCAACAGUGAUGGUGAAGUCAUCGGUGUAGUGCAGGCCAUCAACAAGAACCCCAGCGGAACUCCAUUCACCGAGGACGAUGAGAAGGUGCUUCAAAUGUAUCUACCAUUCUGUGGAAUAUCGAUCUCCAACGCCAAACUCUUCUCCAAAUCCCGCAAGGAGUAUGAGAGGAGCAGGGCCCUGCUGGAGGUGGUGAAUGAUCUGUUUGAGGAGCAGACGGACCUGGAGAAGAUCGUCAGAAAGAUCAUGCAGCGUGCGCUGACAUUGCUGCAGUGUGAGCGCUGCUCUGUGCUUCUGCUAGAAGACAUCCACUCUCCUGUAGUAAAGUUCUCCCAGACGUUUGAGCUCAUGUCUCCACUGUGCAGCGUUGAUCAUGACAUCAGCAUGGAGAAGGUGUCUUGCUCGGACUGGCUGAUCAAUAACAGCAUUGCUGAGUUGGUAGCAUCAACCGGGCUGCCUGUAAACAUCAGUGACGUUUGUCAGGAUCCCCGCUUUGAUGCUGAGGCGGACCAGGCUUCUGGAUUUCAUAUCAGAUCAGUUUUAUGUGUCCCCAUCUGGAAUCGGACACAUCAGAUUAUUGGUGUUGCCCAGAUUCUGAAUCGCUUGGACAGGAAGACAUUUAAUGAUGCAGAUCAAAGGUUAUUUGAGGCAUUUGUUAUUUUCUGUGGUCUGGGCAUUAACAACACAAUGAUGUAUAACCAGGUUAAAAAGACUUGGGCCAAGCAGUCUGUGGCUCUAGAUAUGCUGUCUUAUCAUGCCACAUGCUCCAAGGCAGAGGUUGAUCGACUGAAGGCUGCUAAGAUUCCCCUAAGCAGUGAGCUCGGGAUCGAUGAGUUCCACUUUAAUGACUUUUCUCUGGACAACGACGCCAUGAUCACUGCUUCCCUGCGGAUGUUUUUGGAGCUCGGUGUCGUGCAGAAAUUCAAAAUUGAUUAUGAGGUGCUGUGCCGCUGGCUGCUUACCGUGAGGAAGAACUACCGCACCGUAGCCUAUCACAACUGGAGGCAUGCCUUCAAUGUCUCGCAGUGCAUGUUUGUUAUGAUCACCACUGCUGGGUUCCAGGAGGUGCUGACAGACACCGAAACUCUUGCGCUUAUGGUUGGGUGUUUCUGCCAUGACCUGGACCAUCGUGGCACGAACAACGCCUUUCAGGCAAAGUCUGGGUCAGCACUAGCGCUGCUGUACGGAACAUCUGCCACACUUGAGCAUCAUCAUUUCAACCACGCCGUCAUGAUCCUGCAGAGUGAGGGUCACAACAUUUUUGCUAAUCUGUCCUCCAAAGAGUACAGCAACAUGAUGCAGCUACUGAAACAGGCCAUUCUGUCCACAGAUCUCACCUUGUACUUCAAAAGAAGAACCAAGUUCUUUGAGUGUGUUUUGUCGGGACAGUUCAGUUGGAGUAAUGAAGAACAUAGAGACAUGUUCAGAUCUAUGCUGAUGACUGCGUGUGACUUGGGUGCAGUGACCCGACCAUGGGAGAUCUCAAAACAGGUGGCUGAAUUGGUGACCAGUGAAUUCUUUGAACAAGGUGACAGGGAAAGAUCAGAGCUGAAGUUGACACCGGCUGCCAUUUUUGAUCGUAAUCGUAAAGAUGAGCUUCCUGUGCUUCAGUUAGAAUGGAUUGAUGGAAUUUGCAAGCCAUUAUAUGAGGCUCUUGUGAAGUUGAAUAGGAAGCUUCAGCCGAUGGUAGAUGGAAUUGAUGCCAACCGAAAGAAGUGGGAGGAGCUUUGUCGGUCCUAUCAGCAAACACGGAGAGCCUCUGAGUGCAUCUCCAGUCUGGAGGCUGGAGAGACAGAAUCGCCUCAGAGUUCAGACUCCACCCACGAGCCAGAAUCAAGUCAGAGUGAGGUGACCAAUCAGAGCGAAGACUCCACCCACUGUGUGGAGCCAAAUCAAGCCACGGUAGCCAAUUACAAAUAAGAGGCGUGAUGUGGCGAUUAAAGGACGGCCCACUGAGUCAGGGCUUCCCAAACUA
Messenger RNA from Sinocyclocheilus rhinocerous, 2821 nucleotides. RefSeq names its product phosphodiesterase 11a, like (gene pde11al). Bases 1 to 2766 code for a protein of 921 amino acids. Gene Ontology annotation, biological process: signal transduction. NCBI's taxonomy places the organism in Eukaryota, Metazoa, Chordata, Actinopteri, Cypriniformes, Cyprinidae. The record is from RefSeq and is a predicted model, not a curated record. Gene Ontology annotation, molecular function: protein binding; 3',5'-cyclic-nucleotide phosphodiesterase activity. The transcript is spliced from 20 exons.